This is a messenger RNA of Myxocyprinus asiaticus (Chinese sucker), 4457 nucleotides long. Its product is annotated as receptor-type tyrosine-protein phosphatase N2-like. The transcript is spliced from 23 exons. Gene Ontology annotation, molecular function: protein tyrosine phosphatase activity. Gene Ontology annotation, biological process: protein dephosphorylation. Bases 436 to 3534 code for a protein of 1032 amino acids. The record is from RefSeq and is a predicted model, not a curated record. Gene Ontology annotation, cellular component: secretory granule. NCBI's taxonomy places the organism in Eukaryota, Metazoa, Chordata, Actinopteri, Cypriniformes, Catostomidae.
CGUUUCGGUAGAGGGCACAACCUUUGAGCAAUAAGACUGCUCUGAAACAGAAUAGAUAACAACCCUGUCUCGAGACCUUCCGUUUGGCUGUCUGAUAAGAGUACGGGAAACGCAGAGAAGCGAGUUCCAUCGCUGCAAACAAAGUACAACUGACCACGCAGAACCAGAAGUCAGCAACAGAAACGAAAUUUUGAAGAAAAAGCGAAUGUGAGCUAGUGACGUCAGUAGCUGAGGAGGGGCGCUGACCGUGGUGCUGAAUGCACCUCGCGCUCCUCAGAGUUCAGUACAGGACACAAGGUACCGGAGCUUCACUCAUCUCACCGUCGCUCAUAUUCACAUUCGUCUUUGGCCCACUUCCGCUCAAAUCACAAAACCCGUGGAACGUGAGAGCCGAGAUGCUGAAUUAACUGGAGGUGUUUGGACUCGACGGGCAGGAUGGAUUCUGUGCGCGCGCUGGUCCUCGCUUUUCUGUCUCUCCACGCGCUCGCCGUUACCAUCACAGACAGGAAAUUCGGUUGUCUGUUUGAGGUUGAAGUGUGUGAGUCAUAUGAAAUCUGCAUCAAUGAUGGAGUGUUUGGGCGAUGUCAGAGUUAUUCAGGCACAGUUUCCUACACCUAUGAUGUGUCUCCAGAAGCUAUACAGCGUUUGAGGAUUGUUCUCCAGAAGCUGGCCCACAGAGGAUAUACUUGGCAGGAUGACACAACUCAGGAAGUAAUCUCAAAAGAGCUCUCUCAGCUACCCAAGGUUCCUUUUGGACGAUAUACAAACACCUUGUCUCGUUCCACUGGCAACACCAGAGUUCCUGAUGCUGAAAGGAAACUUAAGGCUCAAAAAGAAGAACUGCAGAGGUACCUACAGGAGCUCGGUUUCCUGCCUACUGAAGUUGGCUUCUUCAAGCAGAGUCCUCAAGGGCAGCAAGUCCUUUGGAAGUACAAGGGAAAUGGACCUCUAAAUCAGAAGGGUUUCAUCCAGCUCAAAGAGAAACCUCUCCACAUCUCCUUCCUCCAAGGUCGACCUGAUCACCAGGAACAACCUCCCACAAGUCGAUCAUCCUUCACUGGUUUUGAGCGAGAUCGUACUGGAGUCCCUCUCGCUGAGCUUGAGCGGUAUCAAGCUGGGUUCACGAAAGCAGAAGAUCUUGGUAAAGGUCAACCAGAGGGAAUGCUGCGUUAUUUUAGCCUUCAGCGCACUCCAGCUACCAAAACAGAAAAAUGGCCAGAAGCUCCCAAGCAGCCUCCCAAACCACGAAUCGAGAAAUUGUUUUUCAAAUCUGGAACAAGCAGCGCUGCUUCCAAGGAUGCCCUCAGUUCAGUAGAUGAGAAGUUCAUUGAUGGAGUGGUAAACCAGCUUGGACGCCAGAGCGUUAAUGUGGAUUCUUUGACCCCAAAGGACCUGGACCAACUCUCCAAAUUUAUCACCCAGGCCUUGCAGGUGGUGGAUGGAGUGAAAGGGGUCAAAGGUAGAGAGGCCACACAGGAUGAAAGGCCAGAGGAUGAAGUAGAGGUGAAGAGGGAACCUACUGAGCAGUUAGAGAAAACUAAAGACACCACAGCUAAAGGAACACAAACUGAAAAAGGGGCCAUUAAAUUGGAUGACAAGGAAAAAGGAUUUAUUAGCCAGCUACUGGAGUUCUUGGAUCAGAACUCUGGCCCUGAAUCUGCUGGACCUCCCCAAGCAAAAGAGCCUUUUCUGGGUUACAUUGGUCAGCCGAAUGCUGGGAACCAAUUGAGAGCUAGUCUGGAGAACGUCCAUAGCCAGACAACACAAACAGAACUGGAUGUGAUGAAGAAGAAAAUGGAACUUGAUGCUUUGCAUCAAGAUCCACUGAGAGACGCAGAGGUAGACCAGUGGAUCCACAAUUCUCCAAAAGUGAAACCAGAGGUUCAACCAGACAAACAGCCACAAAAAAAUUCCAUGGAGAAAGAGGAGGUGGAAAAGAAAGGUGUGAGAGUGGAGGUGAAUGUUGCAGCGUAUUCAGGUCCACACAGUGGAGACUUUGGCUACAUUAUCACUGAAGAUUCUCUGUCCACAGAUCAGGGUCUGAACCUUGUGGAGUUCUUAGCUGAGAGAGUUAACCUUCGUUUAACGGAUUUUCUACAGCUCUCGGUUUUGGGUCCAGCAGUAACCUUUCGAGUGCGCCCCAAUGCUCGUAACAUCAGCACAGCCCAGCUAGCCAGAGUGGCAGUUGAACAGAAAGGACAGCUGGAGAAACAGAGUGGUCUGCGGAUUCUUGAGGCCGGACUGAGUGAUAGGGGCAAAUUGAACCAAAUCCCAGUUGUCAAACAAAGUCAAGUGGAGCCAAGCAACUUUUUGAUUCUUUUGGUGGUGUCCUUGGUUUUUAUUGUCAUGGUAUUGGGGAUGUCGGGGACGCUGUACUGCUUACGCCAUAGCUCCCACCAUAAGCUGAAGGAGAAGAUUGCCAGUUUAGGAAAUGACACAGGCCACGAUGCUACAGCAGCCUAUCAGGAUCUCUGUCGCCAGCGCAUGGCGGUGCAGACAUCAGAGCGCGGAGAGCGAUUAGAUCAGGUGUUCCACCCCUCGCACACAUCACGCAUUAACAGUGUGUCAUCACAGUUCAGUGAUGGGCCAAUGCAGAGUCCCUCCGCCCGCAGCAGCACAUCCUCCUGGAGUGAAGAGCCUACACAAACCAACAUGGACAUCUCCACUGGACACAUGAUACUGUCCUACAUGGAAGAUCACCUGCAGAAAAGAGACCGUUUGGAUAAGGAGUGGGAGGCUCUCUGUAGUUACCAGGCUGAGCCAGCAGCAUGCUCAGUGGGUCAGGAGGAACAAAACGUCCAGCGCAACCGCCCACAGGGUGUCCUUGUGUAUGAUCACUCCAGAGUCAUUCUGAAGCCGGAGAAUAACCAGUCCAGAUCGGAUUACAUAAACGCCAGUCCCAUUAUGGACCAUGACCCCCGAAAUCCAGCCUAUAUCUGCGCUCAAGGUCCUCUUCACUCCACUGUGGCAGAUUUCUGGCAGAUGGUUUGGGAGAGUGGCUGUGUGGUGAUUGUCAUGCUAACACCUCUUGCUGAAAAUGGCAUCAAGCAGUGUCAACAGUAUUGGCCAGAUGAAGGCUCUGACCUUUAUCAUAUAUAUGAGGUAAAUCUGGUCUCUGAACAUAUCUGGUGUGAUGAUUUCCUGGUACGCAGUUUCUACUUAAAGAACGUCCAGACUAAUGAGACCCGCACAGUUACUCAGUUCCACUUCUUGUCCUGGAUGGACCAGAAUGUUCCAGAGUCUGCUAGAUCCUUGCUGGACUUCCGCAGAAAGGUUAACAAGUGCUACCGAGGCAGGUCUUGUCCAAUAAUUGUUCAUUGCAGCGAUGGUGCCGGAAGGAGUGGAACCUACAUUCUGAUUGAUAUGGUUCUAAAUAAAAUGGCCAAAGGUGCUAAGGAGAUUGAUAUUGCUGCUACCCUGGAGCAUUUGAGGGAUCAAAGAUCAAGCAUGGUUCAGACUAAGGAACAGUUUGAAUUUGCGUUGACUGCUGUGGCAGAAGAGGUGAAUGCCAUUCUCAAAGCUCUGCCUCAGUGAAGGAUAACUUUCACAAACACUUCCAACCUGUCUUCUUCAUCCCUUUUUGUGCAAAGUGAUCUUUUUUCUCUUUCAUUGCAAGAAACUGAGAGAAAUAAUUGAGCAAACGUAUUGAUAACCUAAUCAUUAUGGAUAAUUAUAAAAAAAAACAAAAAAACAAUGUAAAUUUCCAUCUCUAUCCAAAUUCUGAUGCAAUGUAUUGCAUAAGACAUUUAUUUGUCUUAAGUGUGUAAGAUUAUUUAGCCUCAUUGUUUAGAAUUAUAUUCAACUGGCCAACUAGGCAUGCAAUCAUAGUUUGUAUUUGCAGUUCAGACUGGUGUUUACAUACCCAUUAGUUGUGCAUAUAAAAUAUCUGAAAUAUAUGUUUGUGUGAAGCAGAUGUGAUCUUAACCGGUGUUGUAUUACACUGUAUUAGUCCACUGCGAUUAUGUUAGCAUCCAGUAAGUUUAUGUGACUACACUUAAGUUAUGGAUGGUGAUGAGUAAUAUUAAUGCAAUGAUGAGAAUACUAUAUUACAUUUCUAACAAUUGUGAUAUCCUUGAAAUCAUCUUUCUAUUGUUAUAUAUUGUGUUCCUAGAUCAACUUAUAAUCAGAUUGUAUUACAUAUAGAUGAAUUGAUUAUAUAUACAGAAUGAACCCUGUGAUUUAAAAUGGUCUGCCAAAAUGUAAUUGUACAUAUUAUUUUUGUGUGGAUGAUAUAAAAGUAACAUAAUAAAUCUCAAAGUGUUGAAGUGUAUAACUGCAUUCAUGAAUCGCUUUGUGGAUAUCAGAGUAAGAAUGACAGAAGGAGCGAGAGAUUGUACCAACAGUUAUUCUCACCCGAACUGUCACUCAAUUCUUCUAAAUCUGUUCAGGCAUGCUUCACUUGGAAUAUAUGGAGCUGAACAGGAAAAAAAGGGCUGAAUAUCACAAUUGGAAUUAAA